AUGGUCAAGCCGCUCACCUUCAAGGGCGACAAGAAGCCGAAGAAGAGAAAGAGGGAGCACAGGGGCGACGGGGCGGCCGAGGCGGACGACUCAGGCAACCAGGUCGCCACAGCCACAGCCAGCAGCAGCAAGGCGGCCAGGGUGGCCGACGAGGACAAUGUCGAGAACGACGACAGCUGGGUCUCGGCCGACGUCGUGGGCGACGUCUCGGGCCCGGUCAUGUUCGUGCUCCCGACCGAGCCGCUGACGGCCCUGGCCUGCGACGCCAACGGGAAGGUCUUUACGCUGCCCAUCGAGAACAUCGUCGACGGCAACGCCGCCACGGCCGAGCCGCAUGAUGUGCGCAUGGUGUGGGUCGCGAACAAGAUCGCCGGCACAGAGAAUCACAGGUUUAAGGGGAGUGCUGGGAAGUUCCUCGGCUGCGACAAGUACGGCAUCUUCAGCGCCGUCUCCGAGGCCGUCUCCCCGCUCGAGUCCUUCACCCUCAUCCCCACGGCCGACACGCCGGGGACGUUCCAGGUGCAGACGCUGCGCGAGACGUACCUGACGGUCAAGGCGUCAACCUCAUCACGGGCAAACGCCCCGCCCGAGGUGCGCGGCGACGCGGCCGACACGUCGUUCGACACGACGCUGCGGAUCCGCAUGCAGGCGCGGUUCAAGCCGCGCCUGAAGGCCAGCAAGGAGGAGAAGGCGCGCGAGAAGAUCAGCCGCCGGGAGCUGGAGGAGGCCGCGGGCCGCAGGCUGGACGAGGACGAGGUCCGCGUGCUCAAGCGCGCGAGGCGCGAGGGGGAUUAUCAUGAGAAGUUGCUGGAUCUGAAGACUAAGAACAAGCACGACAAGUACGGCUGA
Diaporthe citri is the source of this 849-nucleotide messenger RNA. RefSeq lists its product as uncharacterized. Gene Ontology annotation, molecular function: actin filament binding. Gene Ontology annotation, cellular component: nucleolus; catalytic step 2 spliceosome; striated muscle dense body. Bases 1 to 849 code for a protein of 282 amino acids. The transcript has 2 exons. The record is from RefSeq and is a predicted model, not a curated record. NCBI's taxonomy places the organism in Eukaryota, Fungi, Ascomycota, Sordariomycetes, Diaporthales, Diaporthaceae.